This is a messenger RNA of Sesamum indicum (sesame), 1473 nucleotides long. RefSeq names its product WAT1-related protein At2g37460. Gene Ontology annotation, molecular function: transmembrane transporter activity. Lineage: Eukaryota; Viridiplantae; Streptophyta; Magnoliopsida; Lamiales; Pedaliaceae. The record is from RefSeq and is a predicted model, not a curated record. Gene Ontology annotation, cellular component: membrane.
UGAGGAGGAGAUCAAUGCAUGGAAAUGCAUAUAUGCAUAUAUAAAUACGGUAGAGCAAGAAACUGAGAGGGAAGCAAUCAAGAUCAGAAAUGGAUUCGAAGUUUUUGAGGAAAGCAAAGCCGUAUUUGGCUGUGAUUAUGCUGCAGUUUGGUUCGACGGGUUCUGCAAUAAUCGCAAAGUCUGCUCUGAAUCAUGGGAUGAGCCAUUACACGUUUUCAGUUUACAGGAAUAUUGUCGCCACAGUUGUAAUGGCGCCUUUUGCCUUAGUAUUAGAAAGGAAAAUCAGGCCACGAAUGACCUUCUCCAUUUUCUACAAGAUAGUACUGCUUGCCUUGUUGGAGCCUGUCAUAGAUCAGAACUUGUACUAUGCUGGAAUGAAAUACACAACGGCAACUUUUGCAUCGGCAAUGUGCAAUGUUCUUCCUGCCAUAACCUUUUUAUUAGCUUGGGCACUCGGGCUUGAAAGAGUGAAUAUUAAAAGGUGGUCAAGCCAGGCAAAGGUUGCAGGAACCUUAGUGACAGUGAGUGGAGCCAUGAUUAUGACUCUUGUAAGAGGAUCUAUCAUUGGACUACCUUGGACCAGACACAGUCACAUAAAUUCUCAACUCACUGCUGCUGAUGCUGAUGCAAAUUCCCACCAAAAUCCAGUCAGAGGAGCUCUCAUGAUCACAGCUGGUUGUUUCUGUUGGUCUAUCUUUUACAUUCUUCAGAAGAAAUUAACUUAUUUACAGGCAAUCACGUUGAAGUCGUAUCCGGCUGGACUUUCCCUGACCGCUCUGAUAUGCAUGGGCGGAGCGCUGCAAGGGACUGCGCUCACUCUUGUGGCCGAAAAGAGCAACACCGCAAUCUGGACUAUAAGAGGGGACACCAAACUUCUAGCUUAUGUUUAUAGCGGGCUAGUAGGUUCUGGAAUUACUUACUAUGUUGCAGGAGUUGUGAGUAAGGAAAAAGGGCCGGUUUUUGCGACAUCAUUUAAUCCUCUGAGUAUGGUGUUUGUGGCAGUGAUGAGUUCUUUCAUUUUAGCUGAGCAGUUGGACGUGGGCAAGGUGAGUGGAGCUAUUGUGAUUGUUGUUGGGCUGUACCUAUUUAUAUGGGGUAAGGCUAAGGACAAGAAAGAAUCUUUGACCUUGAACGCCCAAUCAGAGAUGGUUGUUGAGAAGCAGGGAUCAGCUACAAAUUCAUCUACAAAUGCCUCAAAAGAUAACCAAUCAGAUGUCUCCAAGGCAAUAUCAUGUGAUAAUGUUGUUUAAGUUGCUGUCCUAUGUGGGAAGAUUCAAAAUCUAAGUUUGAUUUUUUUUUCAAAAUCAUUCAUGAAAUUUUGAAUUUGUUAAUAUCAUCCCUUCCCUACAAAUCUCAGCUAUGAUUUUCAGUGAAUGAAUGGCAGUUUAGUCAUUUCGCUUGUUCAUCACUAGCAUUCAGUAGAAACUUCAGGGAUUUCUUACUAAUUAAUGUUACCAAAAUACGGCUUAAAUA